CAUGAGAGGCAGCUUCAGGAGUCGAAGAGCUACAGUGGCGCGAGCGUCCGAGAGCCAGUCCCGUCACUGUACCUGCCGCGCGCAGCGAUGAGAGCCGCGCGGGUCGCCCUGCGCAGCGCCGCCCCUCUGGCGGCGGGCGGGGUUAGCAGCCGCGUGCCACGCGAGGUGGAGCGCUUCUCCCGCUACUCGCCCUCCCCGCUCUCCAUCAAACAGUUCCUGGACUUCGGUUCAAGUAAUGGAUGUGAAAGAACCUCUUUUGCAUUUCUGAGGCAAGAACUUCCUGUGAGGCUAGCAAAUAUCCUGAGAGAAAUUGACCUGCUUCCUGAUCAGUUACUGAGCACUCCAUCAGUACAGCUGGUAAAAAGCUGGUACGUUCAGAGUCUAAUGGAGCUAGUUGAGUUCCAUCAAAAAAACCCAGAGGACCACAGGGUUUUAUCUGACUUUAUAGAUACACUUGUUAUAGUCCGAAAUAGACACCAUGAUGUUGUUCCUAUAAUGGCGCAAGGAGUAAUUGAAUACCAAGACACCUUUGGAGUGGACCUAGUCAACAAUCAAAAUAUUCAAUACUUCUUGGAUCGAUUUUACAUGAAUCGUAUAUCCAUCCGGAUGCUAAUAAACCAACACACGCUUCUUUUUGAUGACAGUACCAACUCAGGUCACCAACAGCACAUUGGGAGCAUUGAUCCAUGCUGUGAUGUGGUGGGAGUGGUGAAUGAUGCUUUUGAAAGUUCCCGGAGACUCUGUGACCAGUAUUACUUAGCUUCUCCAGAGUUAAGUCUUCUUCAACUGAAUGGAAGAGCGCCAGGACAACCCAUUCACAUUGUUUAUGUUCCUUCCCAUCUCUUCCAUAUACUGUUUGAGCUCUUCAAGAAUGCCAUGAGGGCAACAGUUGAACAUCAGGAGAACAAUUCUUCCCUUUCUCCAGUUAAAGUGACUGUCGUUCUAGGAAAUGAAGACCUGACUAUUAAGAUAUCUGACACAGGAGGUGGUGUUCCAUUGAGGAAAAUCAAUCUCCUGUUUAGCUACAUGUAUUCCACAGCACCGAGACCAGUGAUGGAUGACUCUCGUAAUGCUCCUUUGGCUGGUUUUGGGUAUGGCUUGCCAAUUUCUCGUCUAUAUGCUAAAUACUUUCAAGGAGACUUGAAUCUAUAUUCUGUACCAGGCUAUGGAACAGAUGCUGUUAUCUACCUGAAGGCUCUUUCAACAGAAUCAAUAGAAAAGCUCCCUGUGUUCAACAAGUCUGCCUUUAAGCGUUAUCAAAUGGCUACAGAGGCAGAUGAUUGGUGUAUCCCAAGUAAACCAAAAAACUUGGUGAGGCAAAGUGCAGCUGUGUGAAAGAAAUGUCGAGUUUGAAGAGACAGUUUGAUUCCCUUCUGUCAGGACUAAUGUUUGAGGGCAUUACUCUACAGUUCCUUCCAACAGGUCCUGGAAUAGGACUGUCAGUCCCUUGGAAUAAGGGAAGGAAAGAUCAUGCUGCAGAUCUGGAGGUUAUAGUCUAGACCAGGGCUGGCGUUAUGGGUGGGCAACAUGGGCACCUGCCCUGGGCGCCGUGGUCAUUGGGGCGCCAUCAGUGCUUAAUUUGUUCCAGAGCUUUCUUCCACUGAGCUCCAGCACCUCUCAACUGGGCAGUUCAUAGCCCCAGCACCUCUGGCCUGCUGGUCAGCAGCUGCUGCUCUCCAGCCACCCAGCUCUGAAGGCAGCGCUGCCAGCAGCAACACAGAAGUAAGGGUGGCAA
Molecule: messenger RNA, 1735 nt
Organism: Trachemys scripta elegans
Lineage: Eukaryota; Metazoa; Chordata; Testudines; Emydidae
Gene: PDK4
Product: pyruvate dehydrogenase kinase 4
Exons: 11
Coding region: 88-1335 (415 amino acids)
Biological process (GO): regulation of glucose metabolic process; protein phosphorylation
Cellular component (GO): mitochondrion
Molecular function (GO): pyruvate dehydrogenase (acetyl-transferring) kinase activity
Source: RefSeq, a predicted model, not a curated record